GAAAGUGACGUCACCCUGACGUCACCACGUGCUUUUUAACGCGGUCGCUACGAGACGCGCCGUUCAAACAGUCCGCUGGAUGUCUCCGUGUCCGCGUGUCCUCUCGCUCGCGCUCCUCGCCCUGUGUUCGGGCUUCAGUUCCGCGGACCGGACGCAGUUUAACGAUGGACCUCUGCUCGUCGGGCCGAGCCAGCCGGUCGUGGCGUCUCCGGGCGCCGACGCCGUCCUGCCGUGCCGCCUGCAGCCCGCCUUCGACGUGGUGAGCCUGACGCUGGAGUGGUCCAUGGCCGACCUGAAGCCCGACCCCGCCGAUCCGCUGAGCCGGGUCGGCUACGUGCACCUCUACCGCGGCGGCAGCGAGGUCCCCGACAUGAAGAUCCAGGCGUUCGCCGGGAGGACGGAGCUGCUCGCGGACGCCCUGAAAGACGGAGACGUUUCACUCCGGAUCAAGCGAGUGACGGCGGCCGACCAGGGACGCUACAGAUGUCACAUCCCCAAGUUGCCCGGCCCGCUGAAGGAGCUGGUCGUAGAGCUGCUGGUUGAACAAGAUGAUGAUGAUGAGACGAAGAUUCAUCUGGAUCCCCAAAGUCUCCCCAAUCCAGAUGAGGAGGCCGAUACAGGUGGUCGGCUCUACCUGGGCACUUUGAUCUCGGGGGCCUUCUGCGUCCUGCUGGUCCUGCUGGUCCUGGGGGUCCUGCUGGUCCCGGGGGUCCUGGGGGGGGCAGUCACAUGUUCACUUAAGCGCCUCAGAGACAACCGUCCCGAGUGCGACGGCGCUGCAACCGACCCGCUCGAGGUGGGUGAGAACCAUCCGUGAGGACCUCGCCUGGUCCCCCCCCCCCCCCGACACACUCCGGAUCACUACGAAGGCCCAGCAGGCCUGUGGGUCCAUUUGAAGACUCUAAAGAAGGAAAAAAAAAAGGUGCGGAUGUUUGACGUUGCUGCACACGUUUCGGUUGAGACGGUGAGGAAGAGGAGCCGUGAACAGUCUCUUCAUCUCCACGAGAUGGUUUAGCUCUGUUAGCUUAGCAUCGUGUUGCCUUUAAAGAGUAAGGGCACAAUUUGCGUUGGAGGUUUUUGUUCCCUGUUGUUGUGCGUUUUGUUGCUGUAACGACACAUGAAGUCUGUUGGUAUUUUGCAUGUUUUUGCAGCGAUGAAGUUCAGACGUUGGUUUUACUAAAGAUGAAAACCUGCUGCGCCUCCAUGAGCCGCUUUAAUUCAUUUGAAUUAAACUGAUGCGAAGUGGCCUCUUGCACUGUGAUGAAAACGAUCAGUGAGUGAUUUGGUGUUUAAUGACUAAAUGUUGUAGAUUACAGUCCUGAAGCAAAGCGGAUUUGACUUGUCACUUUUUUGAAUGAUGUUCUGUCACGUUCCUGGAAACCGUUUGAUGUUUACUUUGUUCUUUUGGUGCAACCAGAUUUAAAUGACUGAAUAUCUGUUACAAACCAUCUUCCUGUUGGACGUUUUUCUUAUUUAUUCAUACUGAUGACAUGUGCGAUUUAUUUAAAACUCACAAACUGCUCUCAACUUCCUGAAAGUGCCUUUUGAUCGCUGCGCCUUUUCCCUCCGUCCAUUCAAGCACUGAAUUAAAACAUUUGCACUAUAAUGUUAAAGCGUGUCAAAUAAAGACAUUACAACGUCA
Molecule: messenger RNA, 1642 nt
Organism: Gasterosteus aculeatus aculeatus (three-spined stickleback)
Lineage: Eukaryota; Metazoa; Chordata; Actinopteri; Perciformes; Gasterosteidae
Product: myelin-oligodendrocyte glycoprotein
Biological process (GO): regulation of cytokine production; T cell receptor signaling pathway
Cellular component (GO): external side of plasma membrane
Molecular function (GO): signaling receptor binding
Source: RefSeq, a predicted model, not a curated record